AUGAAUCACCGUAGUCAAUCCUUGGACGCGGUCUUGGAAGACCUCCAGUCUGCCUACGCAUCCAUCUGCACCUUCAGGCCUUAUAUUCACACCUUAGCCAUCCUUGACAACUCGGGCGAGCCCCUCAUCUCAAAACCUUCCGCUUCAUCAAGCCUGGACGGCAAUCAAACGACUCUACCUGGGUUAGCGAAGUUCAAGGAAUCUGUGAAGCGAGAUGUGGAAUCUGUUGUCUGGCGAGAAGUUCUGAGUGCUCCAGCCCCUGUUGUUGCAGUUACCCAACAUCUAUGUGAUCCUCGUGCCAUAUCUACCGAUAAACCAUCAAAAGGCCAUUCCAAGCGUCAACUCACCGGCACCGAGACAGGUGUGAAGGUCGACGUGAUAGCGGACGGGGGAAGGCAGUGGAUUAGAGUGAAUACCAUCACGGCGACACGCCUAGGAUACGAGUUCCAGGAGCUUGAUUCCUAUCUGAGUGACUCUUCCUCUGACAUGACAGAGCCCUCUGGCGAGUACCAACAACAGUCAAAUAACGAAGUUUCCUUGAUACGCAUGGCUAAGUCGCUCGUCGCUGCCGCCCAUGCAAAUCCUCUGCCCAUACUCAAAGGCGAAUCUCUUCAGUAUCCCAAAGUGACGAUACGCUUCACGAGACUCGAAGACUAUAGUGCUCUAUCCUCUUGGGCAUCGUCUUCUACUACCCACUGCGAUGAAGCUCUUAGGACGAAAAUAUGCGAAGCUCUAGAAGAAGUGAAGCGAUUGGGUAUAGAAGUUCAAUUUGGAGAACGUCAAUACAGCUUCGCCGCUAUUCCUCAAAUUCCUCGUUCAUUGCAAUCUAGCACUCCUCAGUUCCGACCGACAGCGUCUGUCAACCUGGACUUGUCGCUGCUCAUCGCACUCGUCUCUGAUAUCACUCACGCUGAUCUCCCGAGGACCACUGCGGAGGCCGCUUCUCGCUUUGAAGACCCCUCAGAAAGAGGAUUGGAAUCACACGUCAUUGAAGCAGGCUCUAAACAACAGGGACACCCUCCGCAGUCACGCGCCUUGAUGCAACAGCUCCAGCAGGAGAUGCAAGAGGGACUGCUGGAUAUCUUGCGUCGUCGGCUCUCCUGCCACGUGAACAGAGUAUCUAGACGUUCAGGAGAGACCUCCACCGCUGCAGUGAGGGCCGAGCCGUCUCUAGUCGAAGCGGAAGUUGCUGGGGAUCUCUCUUCCAGUGACGUCGAAUUCUUGACAACCGCGGAAGCUAGAGAUCGCUUCUUCGAUAUAGUGUGGACCAUAGGCGGCGAGAAAGAGAAACGGCGGGCCAGUGCGCUUUUCCGCGAUGUUCGUAGUGACCCUGGAAGUGGCGUGGGCAGAUCGUCUCCAGAAACAUCUCUCACGGUAGAGGAGAGUGAGCAAAUGUACUGGCAGGAUUCUAGAUAUCCGAGGGGCUAUCUUCCCCUUGUUCCCAUCAGCGUCAUGAAUAGUGGUCCGGUUUUGCCUGAACCGGAUUCCAGCUAUACCCGGAGCGGCCAUGGUGCACUGUUCAUGGCGAUAGCCAAGACCUGUCGCCAAUUGCUCCAAUUGGAACCGGGCGCGAAACCAAAAUCCAAGAUCUCUGCGCACACUCUGCGCAGCCUGCUCUUUGGCGCCGAGCGAGGGUGGACGACACUUACUGCAAAUCGAGCGAGCGCCAAGGUGCUCAUGUCGGAGGUUCGGGCCAGGUACUGGGCAAGUUUACAAUUGUACGGCCAGGAUAAUAUGGAUGCGGCUGUGUGGGCAGUGAAUCCGAGGAGUUUAGCGGAAGUUUGUUGCUCGGAGGCGACAUCUAGUGCUGCCCAGACAUGA
Messenger RNA from Gloeophyllum trabeum ATCC 11539, 1821 nucleotides. RefSeq lists its product as uncharacterized. Bases 1 to 1821 code for a protein of 606 amino acids. The record is from RefSeq and is a predicted model, not a curated record. The transcript is spliced from 4 exons. NCBI's taxonomy places the organism in Eukaryota, Fungi, Basidiomycota, Agaricomycetes, Gloeophyllales, Gloeophyllaceae.